UUCUCAUAUGUAGCUGUAAGUCUGUGGACAAUGGGGGGCAACCAGACUUCUGUCACAGAGUUCUUCCUAGUGGGAUUCUCACUCAGCCCAAAGAUGCAGCUGGUCCCGUUUGGGCUCUUCUCCCUGUUUUAUGCCUUCACCCUACUGGGCAACGGGGUCAUCCUGGGGCUCAUCUCACUGGACUCCCGACUGCAAACCCCCAUGUACUUCUUCCUCUCCAACCUGACCAUUGUUGACAUAGCCUAUGCCUGCAACACGGUGCCCCAGAUGCUGGUCAACCUUCUGAGCCCAUCCCAACCCAUCUCUUUUGUUGGCUGCAUGACACAGACCUUUCUAUCCUUGACUUUUGCUCUCACCGAAUGUCUUCUCCUGGUGGUGAUGUCCUACGACAGGUAUGUGGCCAUCUGCCUGCCCCUUCGGUAUUCUGCCAUCAUGAGCUGGAGAGUCUGCCUCACCCUGGCAGUGGCUUCCUGGACUAUAGGAGUCCUCCUAACCCUAGUAGAUAUGGUGUUACUCUUACUGUUGCCCUUCUGUGGUCCCCAGAAAGUGAAUCACUUUUUCUGUGAAAUUCUAGCUGUUCUCAAACUUGCCUGUGCAGAUACACACUUCAAUGAGGUUUCGGUUGUUGCUGUGGCAGCAUUGGGGCUAGUAGGACCACUUUUCACAAUUAUGGUCUCCUACAGUCACAUAGUGUGGGCAGCCCUGAAGUUCCAGUCAGCAAAGGGGCGCCGGAAAGCUUUCUCCACCUGUUCAUCCCACCUCUGUGUGGUGGGGCUCUUUUAUGGCACAGCCAUUAUCAUGUAUGUUGGACCCCAACAUGGGGACCCCCAGGAGAAAAAGAAAUACAUGCUUCUGUUUCAUAGCCUUUUCAAUCCCAUGCUAAAUCCCCUGAUUUACAGUCUGAGGAACAGAGAAGUCAAAGCUGCUCUUAGAAGGAGGCUGGAAAAGGAGAGACCUUCCUGA
This is a messenger RNA of Artibeus jamaicensis (Jamaican fruit-eating bat), 963 nucleotides long. Its product is annotated as olfactory receptor 13-like. Gene Ontology annotation, cellular component: membrane. The transcript has 2 exons. Lineage: Eukaryota; Metazoa; Chordata; Mammalia; Chiroptera; Phyllostomidae. The record is from RefSeq and is a predicted model, not a curated record. Gene Ontology annotation, biological process: G protein-coupled receptor signaling pathway. Bases 31 to 963 code for a protein of 310 amino acids. Gene Ontology annotation, molecular function: olfactory receptor activity; G protein-coupled receptor activity.